Messenger RNA from Myripristis murdjan (pinecone soldierfish), 1994 nucleotides. Its product is annotated as protein shisa-5-like. The record is from RefSeq and is a predicted model, not a curated record. The transcript has 5 exons. Bases 68 to 877 code for a protein of 269 amino acids. Lineage: Eukaryota; Metazoa; Chordata; Actinopteri; Holocentriformes; Holocentridae.
GCAAAGGACGAACUGCAAGAACGCGCCCGGCCAGAGUGAGCUGUGGAUCGGCAACCCUCAAGUAGACAUGGCGGCGGGCCUGCCCAGUGUUGUUGGGUUACUUCUAUGUGUCACUCUGGUCCCUGCUGUAUCAGCAUGGGAAGAGUGUAAGGCCUACAGAGAUCGCAGUGGUGUGUACCAUGCAUCCCAGGACUGCCCCGGCCGAUACUGCUGUGGAACCUGUGAAAACAGAUAUUGCUGCUCAUCGUACAUGAGUAGACUCACUGAAGAUGAACAGGAUGACUGCUUUGAUGGUUUCCCCACCAGCUUUGAAGUCGACAGGACGGUGACCUACGUCGCUACCUUCAGCACUAUGUUUAUCGUGGUCCUCCUCCUCAUCUGCUGCUGUGUCUGUCCCUGCUGCUGCCUGUACAAGAUGUGCCGCAAGCCACAACCGGUGAUAGCCACCACCACCCAUACCACGGUGGUCAGCAGCACUCCCCAGCACUACCCCCAGCAGCCAGUUGUGUCCCCUGGACAGCCGCAGUCCUACCAGGGGGCAGCCUACCCAGGCUACCAGCCUGUGCCAAACCAGCCAGCCUAUGGACCCCAGCCCAUGCCCCAGGCUUAUGGAGCCCAACCCAUGCCCACAGCGCCCUACCAUGGACAACCUUAUGCACCAGGACCGCCUCCACCAUAUCAGGAAGCCACCGGUCCUUGCUACCCUCCGGCUCCGAUGCCCUAUAGCCAGGCUGCGUUCAGCCCGGGGCAGCCAGCGUACCCUCUCCAGCCUCCUGCCCAGCCCCAGGCCAGUGCUCCGCCCACACAGCCAGACUACCUUGCCCAGCCAGCGUACAACCCGGAUUACGCUCCGCCACCGCCCAAGAGUGGAUGCUAGACCAUACCACCACGCCCUGGGCCUUGUUCAAUAUGCUGCAGCUGCUUAGAACUGGUCAGAAUUGGAAAUUGUGUUAUUCAAAAUUGAGACAAGAACCACCCGCAAGUGUCAUGUAUUGUGGGUGUCGGUGGUUAAACAUGAGAAUGUGACAUCACAUGUGUCUUGGAUGUUGUGCAUUCUUCCCCUUGAGGAGUUGCCAAGUGCAAAUGUAGAUAUCUGAUGGGUUUGUUAGUGCAUGAUCUCACAAUAUGCAGCUAGUGAGAAUCUUUUUUUUUUUUUUUUUUUUUUUUUUUACUUGGUGGCCCUUAGUAGAUUAAAAACAACAUUUUUUAGAUGUGUGUCAAAGUGCCCCAACUUCCCCCUCCCAGUUCACCUGCUCAGGCUCAGGAUGAACCUUCCUUUGAAUUUGUCUGGUGUUGUUACCGUUUACAGAGGGCGCAAUCAGACCAAAAGCUCAGAUUUGUUUGAUUCAAGAUUCAGAUUCAAGACCUUAUUUGCCAUUUGCUCAGGUACAGAUGUACAAGGGCACGUAAUAGUAAAUGAAGAAAAGAUACACACAAUUAACAGAUCCAAAAGAUGCAAAUAGUAAAAAUUAUAAAUUGAGCAUGUGCGUGUGUGUGGGGGUGUGGGGGCCGUCAGACUGUUGUCUCAGUUCAGAGAGUGUAUGAGUGUAUGGCUGACUAUGAUAAUAAUGUUGUUGCUUGAUGCUGGUUUAUCUUGAUAAACUACUUUUUUUCCACAAUCUCUUUUUUUCCACAAUCUCUUUCAUAUUCCGCCAUCCCAGGACUGAUGGAUCAAAGUUAUAUUUGUUGUAUGUGUACAGGAUCUGGGCACAGGUUAAUCCCAAAGUAUUUAAUACUCCUGAAUGGAGGAUUGCAUAAUGCAUAGGAUACAUUUUCAUUGGAAGAAUAUGUUACCACUAAAACUGAAAAAAGACAAAAAAAAAAAAAAAAAAAAAAAAGCCUGCUAUGUUCAAGAAGUGGGUUGUUCUUUCAAACCUGACUUGGCUUAACUUGUCAUGCUUAAGACAUGAUGUUUUUUCACAGCCUCAUUAAUGGAAGAUGUUGUCCAGACCGCCAUGUUCCAGCUUGUUAAAUUGCUCUUUUUUUGGAUACUA